AUGAACAGAGACGUCGAGAAACUCAAAAAUCUCAAACGAGUUGAGCUACAACAGAUCGCUGCUCAAGAGGGUAUCAAAGCAAAUCAAAAGAGCGCAGUGAUCAUCCAACAACUUUUGGCCAAGUAUCCUAGAGGCGUUCCAAGGUGUGUUGCUCUUUCGAAAUGA
Messenger RNA from Marasmius oreades (fairy-ring Marasmius), 165 nucleotides. RefSeq lists its product as uncharacterized. The transcript has 2 exons. The coding region runs from base 1 to 165 and encodes 54 amino acids. The record is from RefSeq and is a predicted model, not a curated record. NCBI's taxonomy places the organism in Eukaryota, Fungi, Basidiomycota, Agaricomycetes, Agaricales, Marasmiaceae.